Cucumis sativus (cucumber) is the source of this 2774-nucleotide messenger RNA. RefSeq lists its product as hypothetical. Bases 367 to 2238 code for a protein of 623 amino acids. The transcript is spliced from 3 exons. The record is from RefSeq and is a predicted model, not a curated record. Gene Ontology annotation, molecular function: protein binding. NCBI's taxonomy places the organism in Eukaryota, Viridiplantae, Streptophyta, Magnoliopsida, Cucurbitales, Cucurbitaceae.
UCAUUGUCCGAAUCAAAACUCCAAAACGUCGUCGUCUCGCCCACCACCAUCUUCCCCUCUCCCUCCACUCCUCAUUUCUUUUUCUUUUUUCUUUACCAGAGACCACCUCUGAAUUGAAUCAAAUCAAACCCAAAAACACUUCAAUUUUGAAUUUUUCUUUUUCCCCCUUUGCCUUUCCUCGUUGUUGCUGACCAUUACUACCUCCUUACUCAGCUUAUCGCCACUACAACCACCUUUUUUUUUCUUUUCUUUUUCUUUUCUUUUUCCUUUUCUUUUUAUUGCUCCGAGUUCUGUUGAUUUUUCUUGAACCAACUCAGUAAUGAGACUUUAAUUCUUGCCCUUCUGAUACUUAAGUAGUUGCUGAGUAUGGAGAAAGUGUCUACAGACUGUCCUUAUCCGGGAUGUUUCUUUUGUGUCAUGAAAGAAGGAAAUCCUAGUAAGCGCAGAGCAAGUAUCUUGAAGUUCUUUAGAGAACUUCCUUCUCAAGAUGAUGAUGGUCAAGUUCUCCCCAUUAGUGGGCUUUGGAACACAGCAAUGGCACAUCCUAAUGAUCCUGAAUUUAUUGAAUUGGGGAUAUUUGAAUGUAUGUCUGCACUUAUAUGGAAGGGACUGAAAAAUCGGCGUUGGCUUUCUCACGACCAAAACAUUUAUAUUCCGUAUUAUGCUGCACAUAUCAUUGGAUCCUACACGAUGAACAUGGAGGAGUUUGCUGAAACUGCUGUGCAUGCUGCGGUGAUUCCACCACUAGUUGAACUUCUUAGCGGAAGAUUAACUUGGGUUGAGCAGAGAGUAGCUGUUCGUGCCCUUGGUCAUCUAGCUACUUAUGCAAGUACUUUUCCUGCUGUGGCUAGUCAUGCCGAGAUACUCGAGCUCUCAAUUCAACUGGCAAUGAGUUCUCUUGAAAUUGUUUAUACUCACUUUUACCAGUAUGUAGACAGAAGGCUUAGUUAUCAUUGUGAUCUUCUUACUCGUGGAAUGGGUGGGGUCGAAAUGGAAUCUAGAAAGGCAGAGGAAUGGGCCAGUCAGUUACAGUGUUGGUCCUUACAACUUAUCAACUGCUUUGCAUUCAAACCUGAGUUUCUUCCGACUAUAUGCAAGCCCGAAUUCUUAGUAAAGCUACCUGGCAUGUGGGGUGGUCUCGUAAAUGAAAACUCACCAGCUGGUAUUGGUUUACUAAGAACAAUCUGCCACCAUAAACUUGGUAGGGGACCUGUUGCUAACUGUCCCAGUAUUAUUGAAGCAUUGUGUAACAUUGCCCGGUCUUCAGACGAUUGGCAGUCUAUGGCAAUUGAUUGUCUGAUGUGGUUGCUUCAGGAUCCAAAUACAAGCCAUAAGGUAAUCGACAAAGCUGCACCAACACUUCUGGAUCUAGCGGAGAUAUCAUCUCUGGGUGAUCACCGGAAACUGGGGGAAUCCAUAACUAAUGUUCUUCAGGAAUGUAUCCAAUCCCAAGGUGCCGGACGCAAUUCUAUCAGCAAUCGUACAAAGGAACAGAUCGAAGAACUAUUAAAAUCAAGGCAAAGACUCAAGUGGGAAAAGAGCAUGCCAAAAGAGGAUCUGCGAAUCAAGCAGGCUGCAGCUCUUGUUAUCAAGCUUGAAGGAAAUUCCAUGUUUUCAUCAGGAAAUAUAUCCGCAGCUGCAUCCAAGUAUUCAGAAGCACUAGCAUUAUGCCCCAUGAGAUCCAAAAAGGAAAGAGUCGUUCUGUACAGUAACCGUGCUCAAUGCUAUCUUCUGUUGCAGCAGCCCAUAGCUGCCAUUGGUGAUGCUACACGUGCUCUCUGUCUUCACAAUCCCGUAAACCGUCAUGCUAAAAGUCUUUGGAGAAGAGCUCAGGCCUAUGAUAUGCUUGGCUUGGCCAAAGAAAGUCUGUUGGAUGCCAUAUUGUUCAUAAACGAGUGCUCUCAGUCUAACGACCCAGAUCUUUCAUUAAGGCAAAACAAGGUUCCUGACUACGCUGAGCGACUCGUUAAGAAGCAGAUGCGUGCUGCUUGGUUAUUCAGGGAGGCAGCUAUUAAACAUGGAAAUGUCCAAUGUGAAGAUGGUGCUGGUGAUGUCUACGGUAGAGAGACUGAUGAUUCUGAAUGGGAAACAGCCAGUGAAAGUGAUAUUGGCAACGAUGGAAGGGACGAAAUGGGAGAAGAAGAAGAAGACGAUGAAGAUUGCGAUUGGAAGGAUGAAGAUAAAUACGAUAAAUCUUCAAUCAAAGGUACCUGUGAACAAUUCAUCUAUUCUGGAUAAUAGAGUUGCAAUCUGUUGAAUUCAAGUACUAGUAGAUGGUUUCUCAGAACUGCCACUGUUUUUAACGGGUUUUUUUUUCUUGCAUAGAAAUUUUGAAUGGAUUGUUUUGAUACAGAGAUGUAGCAUAUGGAUACAAAUGUGAAGGUUGCUGAGAAUGAAAGCAUAAAUUAGAGGAGUCACAAAGCAGCUGUGAGUUGCAAUGAGUCAUUAUUUAAAGCAGCUCUGAAGAUGUCAUCUUUCUGAUCAUCGUUCAAAUUGUAAAACUUGAUUUUCUUCUUGUUCUUACUGCUCUCUCUCUCUCUCUCUCUCUCUCUCUCUCUCAUGGUUUUGUUUCCCCCAAAUUUAUUCUUCAAUCCAAACCCCAACUGUAGAAAAUGAAUUAGGAAUGUCUAGAAUGUUUCUCCUCUUUAUUUUUUUCCCCUCAAGAGUGAUGAUUAUUACAGGCUUGUGUAGUGUGUACAUAGAGAAUUCCCAGUGUUUUUUAUUCUAAUCUUGUCAUCGAUUUUCUUACAUGAGACGGUUUCAGAUUUUUUAUA